CGUUCGCCAUUUGUUGAUGCUCAUAUUUCCGACAGCACCUGAAGCGCACACAGCCGGACCCGUCCUCCCCUGCAGCACACGGACCCUCCGGACCUCCACCGGCUCCUCACCGCCUACCUGCCCCCGUCAGAGGCUCUCCUCACCGGCUACCUGCCCCCACCUGUCAGCGGUCAUGGCGCUCCGGAGGUUCUUCGUGGGAGGAAACUGGAAGAUGAACGGAACCAAGGAGAGUCUGGAGGAGCUCAUCAGAACCCUGAACACGGCCAGCCUGCACGACCAGACCGAGGUGGUGUGCGGCGCUCCCUCCAUCUACCUGGACUUCGCUCGCUCCAGUCUGGACCCCAAGAUCGGCGUCGCGGCCCAGAACUGCUACAAGGUGGCCAAGGGAGCGUUCACAGGGGAGAUCAGUCCGGCCAUGAUAAAGGACUGCGGGGUGGACUGGGUGAUCCUGGGACACUCCGAGCGACGCCACGUCUUCGGGGAAAGCGACGAGCUGAUUGGACAGAAGGUGGCCCACGCUCUGGAGAGCGACCUGGGUGUGAUCGCCUGCAUCGGGGAGAAGCUGGAGGAGCGCGAGGGAGGCACCACAGAAGAAGUCGUGUACGCUCAGACGCAGGUCAUCGCAGACAACGUGAAGGACUGGGGGAAGGUGGUGCUGGCGUACGAACCCGUGUGGGCCAUCGGCACCGGCAAGACGGCCUCGCCCGAACAGGCUCAGGAGGUCCAUGAGAAGCUGAGGGCCUGGAUCAGAGCCAACGUGUCGGACGACGUGGCCGACUCGCUGAGGAUCAUCUACGGAGGCUCCGUGACGGGAGCGAACUGCAGAGAGCUGGCGUCCCAGGACGACGUGGACGGCUUCCUGGUGGGCGGAGCCUCACUGAAACCCGAGUUCAUCGACAUCAUCAACGCGCGAGCGUAACAGGAACCGGAAACCAAUGAGAACCCCGCCGGCCCUUUAGAUCAUCACCUCGUGUCUGCACACCGGGCCGACCGAGCCACAGAGAGUUUUAUUUUGAAAAUAUCCGUUGGAUGAGGAAGUGUUGUGUCUUUAUUAGAGCAAACAAUCAAACCACCGACUGUGUUUCUUUGUUUUACCAUCAGCUCUGUUUCUGUUGUGUUGCAGACAAAUUUCAACAUCUUGAAAACUUUGCAAUCAGUCCUCCUGUUUUCAGAUGAUUUAAAGUCACUUAGAGGAAAUCAGCUGAGCUUCAGGGUAAAAACGAGAGCGCAGAGUCUGUUUUCCAUUCUCACCGUUUCUUUGAUUUCCUCCUCGUCAAACUGUGAUAAUGUUCACGAACGACAGGAAACGUUUGUUGGUCGCCCGGUGGUUUCGUGUGUGUGUGUUGUGAUGUUGUGUAUUAAUGAUGCACCUCCUCUCUCUCUCUCACUCAGCUGCACUAACUGUUACUUCAGGGCCCUUCACAAUAAAAGCUCUGGACAGAAUGUACCUAAAUAUGAAAUAUAUAUGAAUGAAGACUUUUAUUGUGAAGUAGUCACAAUAAACUUCACGUAGUUGCUGCACUUUAACACUGUACGUUCAACACCUCAAAGUGUUAAUAAAAAGUAUGUGAACACAUGAAAUUAAAA
Acanthopagrus latus (yellowfin seabream) is the source of this 1587-nucleotide messenger RNA. RefSeq names its product triosephosphate isomerase. Gene Ontology annotation, molecular function: triose-phosphate isomerase activity. The transcript is spliced from 7 exons. Lineage: Eukaryota; Metazoa; Chordata; Actinopteri; Spariformes; Sparidae. Gene Ontology annotation, cellular component: cytosol. Gene Ontology annotation, biological process: gluconeogenesis; glycolytic process; glyceraldehyde-3-phosphate biosynthetic process. Bases 17 to 919 code for a protein of 300 amino acids. The record is from RefSeq and is a predicted model, not a curated record.